AAUUGCACCUUGCUGUAUUCUACUAUUCUAACUCUCAACAGUAAAUUGAGACCCCGACUUGAGUUCAUUUGUUUCUGGGAAUAUCAACACGGUUAAGCGCAUGAUAACGGUCCUAUAUGUGAGAAAUCGCGUAAAGCUAACAAAAUGUUAAGACAUAUAACUAACUAACUGUCUGUGAAUCACCCAAACAAUUCGUGUAGAAAAAAAUCCACAAAUUGAUGAAAAGCACUAUGCCUAUAAAACCAUGAGACUAUAAGAUGCUACUUCAUCAGAACCACAGCGAUCUCAGUGGUGGAAAUCUUGGACACACGGGGAGGGUCGACUUACAGAUGACAUUGACGCUAUGUAGAUGAGAACGGGGAUUUGUGGUCCGCGUAACAACCCUGGCCGCUGAAGAUAGACGGUGUUACGAGGUGAAGCUGCUGCCUUUUCGUGGUGUUGUUCCUCCCCGCUCUGCUCUCCUCUGCUUGUCUCUCUCUCCUUCAGGCAUCACCAAGCUAACGGACAGCGCCACUCACACCUAGUUCCUGCUUUCCUGCAAACUCACCUUUCCCAUCAGGAUCAUAGUUUAGUUUUGCUUAUCUAUCUCUAAAAAUAUAUGAUUUGGUCUGCCCGGUUAGAAGCUUGAAGAACACAACUUUUCGAAGAACGCACGGAUACUAUACCAUGUCCCACAAUUCUGGCUGGCUCAGCAGUUUAAUUGUUCGCUUUUAACUUCCUCGGUGUUCCCUCUCCGUCUCCCGCUCCUUCACAUCCAACGGUCAAUCGGCUGGGUACCGAACCGCGAAGCUGCUCUCUACGUGGAUCAGUGGGGUUAAAAUCUUCCAACCGCCUGCCAGCCUUGCCAGGAAAUCUAAACAUAAUCAGAGAGACAUGGCGACCAAUGGAACUAAAGCCUCGGAUGGACACGUUUUAACGGAGGUGAAUGCGGAGCCUAAUGACAAACCCAAAACCUUGGUCGUCAAAGUCCAGAAAAAGGAACUUCCCGAAAGAGAAAACUGGACUGGAAAAUUUGACUUUCUCCUGUCUUGCGUCGGGUACGCAAUUGGACUCGGAAAUGUCUGGAGAUUUCCUUAUCUAUGUGGGAAGAACGGAGGAGGGGCCUUCUUGAUUCCAUACUUUUUGACGCUCAUAUUUGCUGGUAUGCCCUUGUUUCUGCUCGAAACGUCCCUCGGUCAGUACACAUCGAUUGGAGGGCUUGGGGUGUGGAAACUGGCUCCCAUGUUUAAAGGUGUUGGUCUGGCCGCUGCAGUGCUUUCUUUCUGGCUAAAUAUUUAUUACAUUGUCAUCAUUUCCUGGGCCAUAUACUAUCUCUGGUCCUCCUUUACUUCUGAGUUGCCAUGGCAAUCAUGUGGAAAUUCUUGGAAUACAGAUCGCUGUUACACCAACUACAGCAUCCCCAACGCUGCCAACCUCACCAGCGCCGUUCAGGAAUUCUGGGAACGUAACAUGCACCAAUUGACGGAUGGUCUGGAGAAACCUGGGGAGAUCAGAGCGCCUCUAGCCAUCACGCUGGCCAUCGCUUGGGUCCUGGUUUAUUUCUGCAUCUGGAAAGGUGUCGCAUGGACUGGCAAGGUGGUGUACUUCUCAGCGACGUACCCCUACUUUAUGCUCUUCAUCCUCUUCUGCCGCGGCAUCACUCUGCCCGGAGCCAUCGAUGGAAUCCUCUUCUACAUCACGCCCAACUUCGAGAAGCUCAAGGAAUCAGAGGUGUGGUUGGAUGCUGCCACUCAGAUCUUCUUCUCCUAUGGGCUGGGGCUGGGAUCACUGAUUGCUCUGGGAAGCUACAACCCAUUCAAUAAUAAUGUUUACAGAGAUUCUGUCAUUGUGUGCUGCAUCAACUCGUUCACCAGCAUGUUCGCUGGCUUAGUCAUCUUCUCCAUUGUGGGCUUCAUGGCCAACGUGACUAAGAGGCCUAUAAUAGAAGUAGCAGCCUCAGGUCCUGGCUUGGCGUUCUUGGCCUACCCUGAGGCAGUAACCCAGCUGCCUAUCUCUCCUCUCUGGGCGAUCCUUUUCUUCUCUAUGUUGCUCAUGCUGGGAAUAGACAGUCAGUUCUGUACGGUGGAGGGCUUCAUCACUGCAUUGGUGGAUGAGUUCCCCAGAGCUCUGAGAGGAAGAAGAGAACUCUUCAUCGCUGCCGUCUGCCUGGUCUCUUAUAUCAUCGGCCUGUCCAACAUCACACAGGGUGGGCUGUACGUGUUCAAGCUGUUUGACUACUAUUCUGCCAGUGGAAUGUGCCUGCUCUUCCUGGUCUUCUUCGAGUGUGUCUCCAUAUCCUGGUUCUACGGUGCUGAUAAGUUCCUUGCCAACAUUGAGGAGAUGAUUGGCUUUAGGCCCUGCCUGUGGUGGAAGCUGUGUUGGGUCGUGUUCACUCCUCUCAUCGUGGCUGGAGUGUUCCUGUUCAGUGCUGUCCAGAUGGUUCCUCUCACCAUGAACAACUACGUGUUCCCGGCCUGGGGACAGGGAGUAGGCUGGUGCAUGGCGUUGUCCUCCAUGCUCCUGAUACCUGGAUACAUGGUCUAUAUGUUCCUCAACCUCAAGGGGGAUUACAAAGAGCGUCUGCGGAUAAUGAUCCAACCCCCGAUGAUGGUGAGAGGAGAACGCCAGGAGAACGGCCCUGAGCAGACACCGGCAGCAGCCACUGAAGAGGCUUACAUCUAAACCCUGUUGUAGUAUUCAGCCUGUCUCCGAGGCCAACUCUUUUGCAGAAAACAACGUAAUCAAGGUGAAGCACAACCAAGGGAUGCAUUCCCAAAUGGAAUCCUAUUCUAUAUAUAGUGCACUACUUUUGACCAGGGCCCAUAUGGACUACUACCUAAUAGAGGCCCUGGUUAAAAGUAGUGCACUAUAUAGGGAAUAGGGCGUCAUUUGGGACGCAGAUAAGACCUUCCAUGUCUGAUAUCUAAUCACCUACCUCCAGGGGAAACGUGACCAACCUGAUUACAUUUGACUUUUCAUUUAUUUUUCAUUUAUUUUUAUUUAUUUGUUUUUUUCAUUUGUUUUGUCAACAGAAAUAAGAAAGUCAAACGGCUGUUAUUGUGAUAGUGUUGUGUUUCAUAUGCAAACAUGUUAGUCUUUCUAAGAUUGUUACCUAGAAAAUACUAUAAUUUUUAAUUAUAAUUUAAAUUUGGAAGCCCAAUGUGAUUCAACACUAAUAUUAACUUAAUUCAUCUAUAAAAAAUGAAGUUAUUGUAAAACCGAGCCGUAGCCAGGGUCUGGGUUUGUAGUGCGUCUG
Oncorhynchus keta (chum salmon) is the source of this 3235-nucleotide messenger RNA. Its product is annotated as sodium- and chloride-dependent GABA transporter 1-like. The transcript is spliced from 15 exons. Gene Ontology annotation, cellular component: plasma membrane; axon; cell surface. Gene Ontology annotation, molecular function: gamma-aminobutyric acid:sodium:chloride symporter activity. Gene Ontology annotation, biological process: neurotransmitter transport; sodium ion transmembrane transport. NCBI's taxonomy places the organism in Eukaryota, Metazoa, Chordata, Actinopteri, Salmoniformes, Salmonidae. The coding region runs from base 874 to 2661 and encodes 595 amino acids. The record is from RefSeq and is a predicted model, not a curated record.